AUUCUAAUCAAUUAAUCUUUGCAAUAAACGUGUUCUCCCCUGCCUCCCCUACAGGGUUCGACUUUGUCCGCCAGCUCGUGCCAUUGUCUUCUCAACGUGUUCAUAUAACAAGACGGUGGGACAGAGGUGGACAUUUUUGCCUGAGUACAUGAAUAGGUCAACGUAAUAAUCAAAAUGGCAUCUGUGUGUGUGCGGACGCCAAAAUUAUCCAAGUGGUUUUCCUUCCUUUCGCUCCAUCCUUGAUCAAAAUACACCUUUGUAGACCUCACAAACUAAGAGGAAAUGUGUGGAAGAAUACUCAAGGUGAAAGAAGAGGGCUUCAAAGUCUACAAACCGACGAUGACACGGUCACAACUUUAGAUAGCUGUUUGAUCAAAUACAUCAGUUCGUUUUUACGACGAGGAAUCGACCACGCGCAUGAAGAAUGCGAUACACGGAAUGAACGGUUUACCAUCUGGGAGAAAAGCUGGAUGCUUACCUCACAGUCUGUUGAGCUGUACUCAAGCUUGAUGAUUAUGAUUAUGUCAACGUGCUUGUUGUCUACUUCCAAAUGGAAGAGAGACAAUCACUGGGCCAAAAGUUAAUUGAGAUUUUUGCUUGUAUCUGUGGCUUGGAGAAGGAAAUUCUCUGCCCACUUCUGUGUUCUGUCAUGGCUACAGAACUGGAAAUACAGAUUAUGAACAGGAAAGUGGAGGAUCCCACUGCCUUGUUCCAAUAUCCUCGAAGUUCUCCUGAUGCAGUGCUCAAGUUUGUGACAGACAUCUUUUCGUCUCAAGAUACUUCUGAGUUUUUUUACACCUCAGAUAUGAAAAUCCUGAUAGAGAUUGUUCUACGACAGCUGACGGAUCUUUCUCCUGGGACUGGGGUCGGUUAUCGAAGCAGCUUUUUUUUUCUAUGAGAACGGAGUACAUAUCAUUACUACAUCAAAUCCUGUUGAAUUCUAACUACAGUGAACACAAACAUCAGGCUAGUGAACUCCUCACUUGUCUGACGAGAAUCAGAAAGGAAGAAGAAAAAGAAGGCGAACAAGACAGACUUAUUGCCCAAGAAAUACUCAAACACGCGUCGAAAUAUUUUUAAUUUUCAAUUGGGCGUCGGAAGUAACCUGGGAUCGCUUUGGUUUGGUUUUUCUUUGCUCUCUGAUUGGUGCAGACAACUCACGUCAUACAUACAACCAAUCAGAUGCAAUCUGUAGUUAAUGACGCUUUGACUUCUCGCAUUUUCCCGCGUAUGCCUUUACUUCUGAGAUAUUUUCCUUUGCUUUGAUUGGUCGAUAUGAUUAUUUUGGUGUUAGCUUUGCAACAACCAACCCAAGGGUCCUUUAGAAUGAAUUUAUGCUUAUUCAACUGUUUUUUACGUAUUUUUGCUGCAGACUUUAAAUUAUAACUCGAAGCUUCCCUACACAAAAAGAUGUUAUAUGCUAAUAAAAUUAUUUUGAAGA
Molecule: messenger RNA, 1441 nt
Organism: Stylophora pistillata
Lineage: Eukaryota; Metazoa; Cnidaria; Anthozoa; Scleractinia; Pocilloporidae
Product: NCK-interacting protein with SH3 domain-like
Biological process (GO): endocytosis
Molecular function (GO): Arp2/3 complex binding
Source: RefSeq, a predicted model, not a curated record